AUGGAUAAUGGAGAUAAAAGUUGGAUGAGUCACCUAAGAUGGACAGAAGAGUAUGUUGAUGGAGUGAAUUAUUUUCUUGAUAAGGCAUUUGAACGAGCUUCUCAAGGAAAUGAGAUAUUAUGUCCUUGCAAGAAGUGCAUGAAUCGCUAUUGGCAUUACAGAAAUGUGGUGGAGGAUCACUUGGUUGUUCAUGGUUUUGUUGAUAAUUAUACCAAAUGGGUUUUUCAUGGAGAAGGGGUUUCAUCGAGAAAUACACCGCAUCCAAUAAAUGACGAUGAAGGUUCUAACUUGCGUGAUGACAUUGAUGGACUACUUCAUGAUACAUUUAGAAAUGUAGAGGGUGAGUCAGGGCAUGAAGAAGUAGUGCGACACGGUUUAUCUGCAGAUGCAAAGAAAUUUUUUAAAUUAUUGAAGGAAGGGAAACAAGAGUUAUAUCGGGGUUGUGAAAAUUUUAAUAAAUUGAGUUUCACCAUUCGGUUGUACUUAUUUAAAUCAUUACAUGGUUUGAGUAAUGUAGCAUUCUCAGACUUGUUAGAUUUGAUAAUAGAGGCAUUUCCCUUUGCUCAGAUACUAGAGUCUUUCAAUAAGGCUAGACAAGUGAUUAAAUGUUUGGGUCUUCAUUACGAAAAAAUACAUGCAUGCCCUAACGACUGCAUGUUAUUUUGGAAGGACAAUGAGAAAGCAGAUAACUGCUCUGUCUGUGGAACUUCUAGAUGGAAGAGUGUUGGUGAUGCCUCGACUAAUUCACGCUCUAAAAUUCCUGCGAAGGUUUUAAGGUACUUCCCCUUAAAGCCUAGGCUACAGAGGAUAUUCAUGUGUUCUGAAACAACUGUUGCAAUGAGAUGGCACGCUAAUGAACGACCCAAUGAUGGAAAUUUAAGGCAUCCUGCUGAUGGGGAAGCAUGGAAGGAUUUUGAUCGUUUGUACCCAGACUUCUCUCGAGAUCCUCGUAAUGUUAGAUUGGGUCUUUCAAGUGAUGGUUUCAACCCAUUUAGAACCAUGAGUAUUUCUCAUAGCUCGUGGCCUGUUAUGUUGAUGAACUAUAAUUUAUCACCAUGGAUUUGCAUGAAGUCGGAGUAUAUUAUGUUGUCAAUGAUCAUUCCAGGUCCAUCAUCUCCAGGAAAUGAUAUAGAUGUGUAUCUACAACCACUAAUUGCAGAAUUGAAGGAACUAUGGGAACCUGGGAUAGAAACAUAUGAUGCUGAAACCGACCAAACAUUCUGA
Messenger RNA from Lycium barbarum (goji berry), 1224 nucleotides. RefSeq lists its product as uncharacterized. The record is from RefSeq and is a predicted model, not a curated record. The coding region runs from base 1 to 1224 and encodes 407 amino acids. The transcript has a single exon. NCBI's taxonomy places the organism in Eukaryota, Viridiplantae, Streptophyta, Magnoliopsida, Solanales, Solanaceae.